Molecule: messenger RNA, 3561 nt
Organism: Manihot esculenta (cassava)
Lineage: Eukaryota; Viridiplantae; Streptophyta; Magnoliopsida; Malpighiales; Euphorbiaceae
Product: G-type lectin S-receptor-like serine/threonine-protein kinase At4g03230
Exons: 9
Coding region: 378-3398 (1006 amino acids)
Biological process (GO): recognition of pollen; protein phosphorylation
Molecular function (GO): protein serine/threonine kinase activity; ATP binding
Source: RefSeq, a predicted model, not a curated record
CCAGUUUCCAUCCCGUAUACAGCCACCGACCUUCAUCUCUUUCACAGACCAAAGCUCUUCUCUCCAUCCUUCGCGUCUCCCGCAGCCACAGCCACCCACCCCAGUCGCCAGUCCCACAGCCACCCACCAGCCACCGGCCGCGGCCACCCACCCACUCGCCAAAGCCAGAGUCUCUUCUCUCCAUCCUUCGCCGCUUCAGUCCCACAGCUACGGCCACCCACCCACCCAAUCGUCAGUCCCACAGCACCCACUCACCGGCCAUCUACCCUGCCACCCACUCGCCAAAGCCAUAGUCUAUUCUCUCCAUCCUUCGCGUCUCUCUCUCACGGCCAUCGCUCGCGUCUCUCUCGUGAGGGGCUCCUUCCUUGACAAAUCCGAUGUCGCAGAUCGUGUUGUCUCCGUCAAGAAUUUUCAGAAGGCAGAUCCUUCCAAGUGACAGAAGAGGAGAAACCCUUGUUUCUUCCGGCGAAAAGUUUGAGCUUGGAUUCUUUACUCCUAAUGGAAGUUCUGGAAGGAGAUAUAUUGGGAUUUGGUAUUACAUGUCAAAUCCACUUACGGUUGUUUGGGUUGCCAAUAGAGAUAAUCCACUUUUAGAUAAUGAUGGAGUUUUUUCCAUUGCAGAAGAUGGCAACCUCAAGAUAUUAGAUGGGAGGGGGAGAUCUUACUGGUCGACAAAUCUUAAAAUAGAUUCAUCUGUGGAUAGGAAAACAAAGCUAAUGGAUACUGGGAACCUUGUUUUUCACGAUGACGAUGGAGAAAAUCACUUGGAGAGAAUUCUGUGGCAGAGUUUUGAUUAUCCAACCGACACAUUUCUUCCAGGUAUGAAAAUGGAUGAAGAUAUUGCAUUGGUUUCAUGGAAAAGUUAUGAUGAUCCUGCAUCUGGGAACUUCACUUUUCAGCUAGAUCAAGAUGCAGAGCAAUAUGUCAUCUGGAAGAGAUCGAUUCCAUACUGGAGAAGUGGAGUUUCAGGUAAAGUUGGCAGCUCUAGUGACAUGCCUUCUUCAAUAUCAUAUUUCUUAUCAAAUUUCACCUCAAGUGUAGCCCAUAAUGAUUCUGUGCCGUACAUCACGUCAUCAUUAUACAUUGAUACAAGAAUGGUCAUGAGCUUCUCAGGCCAAAUUCAGUACCUGAAGUGGGACUCGCAGAAGAUUUGGACCUUGUUCUGGGCAGUGCCAAGAACAAGAUGCAGUCUUUAUAAUGCUUGUGGAAAUUUUGGUAGCUGCAACAGUAAUAAUGAACUUGUUUGCAAGUGUUUGCCUGGUUUUCAGCCCAUUUCUCCGGAGUACUGGAAUUCUGGAGACUAUUCAGGGGGAUGCACCAGGAAGUCACCAUUAUGUAGUGGCAAUGCUGCAAGUGACUCGUUCUUGAACUUAAAGAUGAUGAAAGUAGGAAACCCAGAUUCUCAAUUCAAGGCUAACAGUGAACUAGAUUGCAAAACGGAGUGCCUUAACAACUGCCAAUGCCAGGCCUUUUCAUAUGAAGAAGCUGAAAUUACACAACAGAGAGAAUCUGGUAGUGCGAACUGCUGGAUUUGGUUGGAGGAUCUAACUGACCUUCAGGAGGAGUACGAUGGUGGUCGAAAUCUCAAUGUGCGGAUAUCAGUUUCUGAUAUAGAUUUAACUUCAAGAAAUUGUGGGACAUGUGGUGCAAACAUUAUUCCCUAUCCCCUUAGCACUGGAACUAAUUGUGGAGAUCCCACCUACUUCAAUUUCUACUGCAACAUCUCCUCAGGGCAACUUAACUUUCAGGCACCAGGUGGCACCUACAGAGUCACAAAAAUCAAUCCACAAAUGCGCAAGUUCGUCAUCCAAACAAAUGAUGCCGAUAGUUGCAGAGCCAUAAAUUCAGAUUCCAAAUUCUUAAAGCUCAACCAGUCAUCACCAUUUCAUGUGAUUAGGUGGUGUUUUGCUGAUCUGGGAAACUAUACUUCUGCUGCAUCAUUUAAAGGUGGAGGUGAACUAGAGAUAGGUUGGGAGCCACCACCAGAGCCAACUUGCUCUUCUCCAACAGACUGCAGGGAUUGGCCAAAUUCAAUUUGUAAGGCUUCAGGAGAUGGAAAGAAAAAGUGUCUUUGUGACAUGAGCUCUCGAUGGGAUGGCUUGAAAUUGAACUGCACUCAAGAAGAUCACAGGAAGAAAACAAAUAAAACUUCGAUUGGAAAGAUUCCAUCGUCCAUUGUUGUUGCAGUAGCUUUCGCUAGUGUCAUUGGUCUGAUUGUGGUCUCGAGCACCAUCAUUUUUAUGUAUUUGCAGAGAAGAAGGCUUGCUAUGGUACCAGGAAACAGGGGAUCUCUGCAAAGACAUCUAGGCCUUCACUUGUAUAGCAGUGAGAGACUUGUGAAAGAUAUAAUCGACUCGGGUAGGUUCAACGAAGAGGAGACAAAAGCCAUGGACGUGCCAUUUUUUGACUUGGAAAGCAUAUUAGCUGCUACAAAUAAGUUCUCAAAUUCAAACAAGCUUGGACAAGGUGGGUUUGGACCUGUUUACAAGGCUACAUUUCCUGGAGGAGAAGAGAUUGCUGUUAAGAGGCUCUCAAGUAGUUCUGGUCAAGGCAUAGAGGAAUUUAAAAAUGAGAUUAUUCUGAUAGCCAAACUUCAGCAUAGGAAUCUUGUCAGGCUUUUAGGCUAUUGUGUUGAAGGAGAUGAAAAGAUGUUACUCUAUGAAUACAUGCCUAAUAAAAGCUUGGAUUCCUUCAUAUUUGACAGAAAGCUGCGUGUGUUACUGGACUGGGGAAUGCGUUAUAGCAUAAUUCUGGGAAUUGCUCGAGGACUUCUAUAUCUUCACCAGGAUUCCAGGCUGAGGAUCAUCCAUAGAGACUUGAAAACAAGUAACAUUUUGCUAGAUGAGGAGAUGAACCCCAAAAUUUCUGACUUCGGCUUGGCUAGGAUUUUCGGAGGCAAAGAAACUGCUGCAAAUACCAGCAGAAUAGUUGGAACCUAUGGAUAUAUUGCUCCUGAGUAUGCAUUGGAUGGCCUAUUUUCGUUCAAGUCAGAUGUGUUCAGCUUUGGGGUGGUGGUGCUUGAGAUUAUAAGUGGAAAAAGAAACACAGCUUUUUAUCAACCUGAACAAUCUCUGAGUCUUCUAGGUUAUGCCUGGAAUCUAUGGAAAGAAGAAAAGGCUUUGGAUCUUUUAGACCCAAUCCUGAGGAAAACCUGCAAUGCAAAUGAACUUUUCAAGUGCUUAAAUGUUGGACUCCUAUGUGUACAAGAAGAUCCUUUUGACCGUCCCACAAUGUCAAGUGUGCUACUCAUGCUUGGCAGUGAAAAUACUAGUAUUCCAGGACCUAAACAACCAGCCUUCGUGGUCAGAAGAUGCCCUUCCAGCAGAGCUUCUUCGUCUGGCAAACCAGAAACUUGCUCCAAUAACCAGUUAACAGUCACUCUGGAAGAUGGCAGGUGACAGAUAGGUUCUUCUAUAUGUGACCUUUGACUUUCCAUAGAGGUCCUCGCAGUCUUUUUUUUUUUUUUGGUCUCCCGAAAUUUUCAGUUUCAUUUUAUGCAUUCUUGGUUGUAUCCUCUAUUAACUGUAUAUCAGUUAUUUACGGGAUUGCAUUUAUAUACUA